CUGAUGCUGCAGAGAGCUGAGUGGAAGGCCGUGAGCAUGGCUGUUAUAAACAUGCCACCAGGCAUCAGAAUAAAAUGUGGACUUUUAAACACUAGGAAUUUAUUUUGUCGUAAAAUAUUUCCGCAUGUUGUGUGUUCUCAGACACGGGCAGAGGUUAUGGGUUCGAGGACAGCAACACAUUCAGCCUCGCAACACGACGAGCAGUACUGUGUUGAUCUUGUGAGAUUGCGAGACUAUGAAGGCUUUAUAAGUUCUUUGCUUCUUCCUGAGGCUGCUCGUCGCUCCUCUUUGGCACUGAGGGCUUUUAAUGUGGAGCUGGCACAGGUGAAGGACUCUGUGUCUCAGAAGACGAUUGGUCUCAUGCGAAUGCAGUUUUGGAAGACGGCAGUGGAGGACGUUUACAGAGACGAGCCUCCGCUGCAGCCUGUUAGUGCAGAGCUGUGGAGGGCUGUGAGGAAACACACACUGACGAGGAGAUGGCUGUUGAGAAUCAUCGCUGAAAGAGAAAAGGAUUUGGAGGACCGAGCGUACAGGAACCUUCAGGACUUGGAAGCGUACGCAGAGAACACCCAGUCGUCCCUCCUCUACCUCCUGCUGGAGACUUUAGGAGUGAAAGACGUCCAUGCAGAUCAUGCUGCCAGCCAUAUUGGCAAAGCACAAGGGAUCGUGACGUGUCUGCGAGCCACACCGUACCACAGCCAGAGACGCAGGGUCUAUCUCCCCAUGGACAUCUGCAUGCUGCACGGUGCCUCUCAAGAAGACUUCAUCCGUGGCAGCAGGGAGCAGAAUGUCAGGGAUGUUGUGUAUGACAUUGCCAGUCAAGCACAUGUUCAUCUCCAACAUGCAAGAUCAUUCAGUAAAAAUGUUCCAGACGCUGCCAUGCCUGCUUUUCUUCAAACAGUUGCUAUUGAUGAUUACCUGGAGAGAGUGAGGAAAGUAGACUUCGAUGUUUUCCAUCCCAGUCUCCAGAGGAAGAAUCCGUUGAUGCCGAUUCAACUUUAUUUUCGAUCUUGGAAGAAAAAAUACUGAUGUUUUGUCAGAAGUAGCUCCUCUAAUUUUAUGCAGUUAUAUUCUUAUUACAACUGCCAGUCCAAACACUGACUCCGUGUGCUGUAGGAAAUCUCUAAUAUAGAUGUAAAAUACCUUUUCCUGAUUUCUUCUCACAGCAUACAAUUCACUGCACAUCCAAAUCAGUGUCAGUAAUGACAACAGGAUGAUUACAUACAGCACUGCGUCUGCCCUGCCUGUCAAACUCAGGUGUUUGAGAUUCAACAGAAAACCUUCCUUGUCUAAAUUACGCAGUACACAGAAAGCUCAUGCACCUCUGUGAAUUUAUGCGUAGUUUAUAUGUAAUGAAAAUAGAUUUUAAAAUUUGA
This is a messenger RNA of Neoarius graeffei (lesser salmon catfish), 1376 nucleotides long. RefSeq names its product NADH:ubiquinone oxidoreductase complex assembly factor 6 (gene ndufaf6). Gene Ontology annotation, cellular component: mitochondrion. The transcript is spliced from 9 exons. Gene Ontology annotation, biological process: biosynthetic process; mitochondrial respiratory chain complex I assembly. NCBI's taxonomy places the organism in Eukaryota, Metazoa, Chordata, Actinopteri, Siluriformes, Ariidae. The record is from RefSeq and is a predicted model, not a curated record. Bases 4 to 1029 code for a protein of 341 amino acids.